AACAAAACAAUUGUUACUAAUUAUUUUUUUAAAUAUGGAAACACCAAUAAUCUCACAUAUAUCUUCAGAAGAUUUUCUAGACAUUUAUGAACCCGCUGAAGACAGUUUUAUAUUAUUAGAUGCUCUUGAAAAGGAUUUAGAAUUUUUACAUUUGUUAAAUCCUUCAUUAUGUUGUGAGAUUGGAAGUGGUAGUGGAAUAAACAUAACUAGUCUUGCUAACACUAUAAAAGCAUCUUCAUUUUUCUGCACUGACAUCAACCCUAAGGCCUGCAAUAUUUCAAAGAAAACUGCAGAGAUCAAUGGAACAAAUAUUGAAUGUUUUAAUAUGGAUUUAUUGAGCAGUUUUAGAAAAAAUAUCUUCGAUGUUAUUAUAUUUAAUCCACCAUAUGUUGUCACAGAAGAUGAUGAGAUCUCAGAAAGCAAUAUCUCUAGAUCAUGGGCAGGUGGCGAAAAAGGCAGGAUUAUAAUUGAUAAAAUGCUACACGACUUACCUUCUAUGUUAACCAGCAAAGGAGUUUGCUAUUUGGUUGUCAUAGCUGAAAAUAAACCUUCAGAAAUUAUUAAAAAUAUGUCACUUGUGGGUUAUGAUACUCAAAUUGUUCUCGAGAGACGUAUAAGAGGAGAAUUUUUAUCAGUUUUAAAGUUCUAUAAAGUUAUUUGAUAUG
Molecule: messenger RNA, 665 nt
Organism: Ctenocephalides felis (cat flea)
Lineage: Eukaryota; Metazoa; Arthropoda; Insecta; Siphonaptera; Pulicidae
Gene: HemK2
Product: hemK methyltransferase family member 2
Exons: 1
Coding region: 35-661 (208 amino acids)
Biological process (GO): methylation
Cellular component (GO): eRF1 methyltransferase complex
Molecular function (GO): protein methyltransferase activity; nucleic acid binding; S-adenosylmethionine-dependent methyltransferase activity
Source: RefSeq, a predicted model, not a curated record